Messenger RNA from Chenopodium quinoa (quinoa), 3063 nucleotides. RefSeq lists its product as uncharacterized. The coding region runs from base 1009 to 2619 and encodes 536 amino acids. The transcript has 4 exons. The record is from RefSeq and is a predicted model, not a curated record. Lineage: Eukaryota; Viridiplantae; Streptophyta; Magnoliopsida; Caryophyllales; Amaranthaceae.
UUCAUUUUUUUUAUAUCUCAUUUCAAAUAUCCAUGGUUGUUUUUUUGGAGAGGGUGAAUUGUGUGAUUGAUUGUUAGAGAGAGAAAAUCAAAUAGAGAAGUACGGAGUAAUAAAUAUUAGAAAUUUAAGUUUGAGAGUGACAGUUAAAAAAAAAAGUAAGAUUCUUUGCUUAUAUAUGGAGUUCUUGUUGAAUAUCCAUGCUGAUUUUUGAAUUUUUUUUAGAGAGAGAAAAAAUUGAAGAGAAGAGAAUAAUUACAGAGAAAAGUGAGAAAAAAUUGCAGAGAAGAGAGAGAGAUUUGGGUUGAAGCUUACUUUCCAUGGAGUUUGCAAUUUUUUAGAGAGAGAAAACUAGAGAAAGGAGAGAGAAAGUAAAUUGAUGUUGGGAAGUAAAUGAUUUUUUGGGAGGAGAAGUUGAAAUCAAUGUUGAUGAUGGUGGUUUAAAAGUGACGGUUUUUUUUUUAAAAAGAGUGAUGGAUUUUGUUGGGUGGACCGUUUUUAGUGGUCUGGUCCGCGUUCGUGUUUCGGCUGUUGGGCCUUGUUGUAGCCAUCUUGGCUGCAGUAGAGUGCAGCCAAGACCUGUUGGCUCACAGUUUAUUACGAGAUAUUGAAUUAGAUAAUUUGGACCAAAUAAUUGGAUAAAUGCUAAUUCUUAAUUGUCCUAAUUCAAAUUAGCCUAAUAUAACCAGCAUGGCAUUUAACCAAUUCUACUAAUUCCCAUUCUUUCAAUUUUUAGCGCCUAAAAGGUUAUAAUCGUCAAUCACAUUACAACAAAGGGCUUAAACACGGCGUUUCAAUCAUCCAACACAUUAAAACGACGAAAAAAAUAACAAAUUUACACUUCACAAAUAAAUGACUUAUCUCGUAAAAUUAACCUCAAAUAAAGGGUAAAACAGUACUUUCAAACUAAAUAGUACCAGUACAGUGAAAAAAGGGGGGAAACAACAUUCUACACGACCUCACUCCACUACCCUCAUUCACUAAACUCAAGAACUCAACCAUCUUCCUUCAAUGGCAGAUGAUUCCCAGAUGAAAAUGGAGGCAUUGAAGAAAGUAUAUGCAGAAGUAAUAAUGAACACUUCAAAAGAAGCAGCAGCAAGAGUUAUGGCGGCAGAAUGCAAAGCUCUUAGCUUUCAGCAGCAAUUGGUUUCUUUGAAAGAGGAGUCUCUUAACAUGCUUCUUCGUUUAAAAGAUCAUUUUAAUUCCAUGCUUAUAGAGGCAGAAGCUAGAUCUUUGAAACAAGAAAUGAAAAUCGAAGAGCUUGAAGCACAGCUCUGCGAGGCUGAGGGAAUCAUUGUAGAUCUCAGGGAUGAGUUCAAUCAAGUACAGGAGCAUUUGGAGAUUAUGAGGCAAACCCAGGAAAAGCCUCUGAGUAAUAAUCAUAUCCUUGUAACCAAUGAGCCUGUUCAAGAAUGUGCGCCUCAAGAUAAUGUUCCUCAUUCUUUCAUAUCCCAGGUCUCAGAUACAAAUUCUGUAUUGGUAGAUAAUGAGAAGAAAGCUGUGUCUCUACAUACAACAGCACCUUAUAGGUUUUUUCAAGACAUAAAUGAUGCUGACCUAUCUACUAGUUCACAUUUGAAUCAACUUCAUGCUCCUAAUGAUGAUUGUAGUUCCAUCAUAAUGCAAAAUAGGGAAACUGAUUUAUGCAGAAAUGGAUCAACACAAAGGAUAUGUGCAUUUCAAGGAAACUUGCCAAAUGUAAUGCUGCCUAGUUCACAAUCUGAAGAUCCAAAAAAUUUGCUAAACGUUCAGUCAACAACCAAUGCAGAGGAAACAUUGUUUUGCAGGCAGCAUGAAAAUGAUAGUGUUAACAUUUUUUCCAAGACUAAUCAGAGUAAUGUCAAGAAUAUUCCAUUGAGACAGUUAUCACAGCAUAGCAGCUGUUACGAAGACCAAGCGGUCAAAUCUCUUCGCAGAUCUACUCGAAAAAAUGCCAAAUACAGGGAAGCAAUUGCUUCCUUGCAGGGUUCUCGUAAAAAGUUUGAAAAAACACGAUUGCAGCAUAUUCAUGGUCCAUUGAAACGAUGUUCCAGUGUUGUGAAUGUGCCUGUUGAGUUUCCAAUGGGUGUAGUUGAAAUGGAUCCUAAGAAGAUUAAAGUUUGUUGUGUGUCAGAAUCUGAUGACUUGAACUUGGGCUGUAAUUUUGAGAAUGUAGCAUGUGCCGGAGAAGGAAAUGGUGCAGAAACCAGAGAGGAUUCAUGGGAUAAAUCACAUACUGUUACUGAUGGUGCAUUACAGGAUUCAGUGCUGGUUGAUGUGCCUAUUGCAAAAGGAUUUGGCAGCAGUCAUUGUCAAUUACUCAAGAAUGUGGUGUGUGCUGAAGAAGGAAAUGGUACAAAAGAGGCUUUAAUUGAUAAGUCCCAUACUAUUCCUGAUGAUGCCCUACAGGAUUCAUUGCUGAUUGAUGUGCCUAUCUCGGAAGAAUUUGGUAGCAGUCACUGUCCGUUAGCUGGGAGAGACAGAGUUCUAAAAUUUACAUUCCAUCGAAAGCGCCGAAAGACUGUUUUGGGAAAAAUUGAUGAGAACAUCCUUCAUGAUAGGGACACACCAAAGAGGGGAUUGGAGAAUCCAACUGAUGUUGCUGUGAUGGAAAAUGGUAUUUCUAAGAUGAAAUGCAUGUAGAUAGUGGGAAUAUGAACUUAUAUAGUUGACUGGAACGAGGUGUUGAUGGACAUAGCAAACAUAGAAGUACUGAUCCAUGACUGGCAGAUGUAAAUUCUCUCUCUCACCUUUUCUUACUUCAGUUUCUUGAAGGAACAACCAAGGUUUACUGUCUUACUGAGGUCUUGAAGAACUUAAUAUGGCUGUGGACAGAUUUAGCAAUUCUUGAUGUUAUUCCAAACUUUUUUAGUGGUAGCUCUAUGUGUAGUAACUGAGCCCCUUACUAGUGUUACUAUCUUGUUUCAACUCGCAACGCUGCAAUUGAUGAAUUCUUAGAUUGUAAAGCAGCUUAUACAGUGUCUAUUUGUCUUUCCUGUCAACAAGUGAUCUUUCAUGUUAGUUAAAUUGGAAACAUUAAAAAGAUUAAUUAGAUUAAAUAGUUUUACAAAGUUCAUGGUAUACAAA